GCGUCUUCUUUUUUGUUUAAAAGAAAAUGAUAACUAAAGUUUUAAAUAACAAACGAUUGAUUCGACACUAUGCCACUGUAGGUAUCCGUCGGGAAGAUAAAAGUCGAUGGGAACGUCGUGCUGCCUUGACGCCAAGUGCAGUUAAGAAGUUGAUUCAGGAAACGGGGACACAAGUUUACAUCCAACCGAGUACCAAACGUAUCUUUACAAACGAAUCUUAUGAAAAGGCGGGUGCAAUGAUUACCGAGGAUAUCUCGAAAGCAAACAUAAUUCUUGGUAUCAAGGAGGUUCCUGAAUCUGCCUUAUUGAGUGACAAGACGUACGUCUUCUUCUCUCAUACACAUAAAGGAAACAAGAAAAAUAUGCCAAUGUUACAAAAGAUCCUUGACAAGAAUAUACGUUUAAUCGACUACGAGUUGAUGAAGGACGAAACUGGUAAAAGACUUGUUGCUUUUGGUCACUAUGCUGGUAAUGCCGGUAUGAUUGAUAGUUUGCACGGUAUGGGCCAUAGAUUUCUCGGUUUAGGAUAUAGCACGCCUUUUAUGUACAUCUCAAAAGCACAUGCGUAUCCUACCAUUGCCGAAGCAAAGCUAGCGCUGAAUAGAAUGGGCGAGGAGAUUGUUAAAAAUGGCACACCAAAGGAUUUUGGACCAUUGGUGUAUGGUUUUACAGGGUCUGGAAAUGUUACUCAGGGAGCUUUGGAGAUUUUCAAAGAAGUGCCUCAUGAAUUUGUCCCUGCAGAAGAUCUUGCAAAAAUAGUAAAUGACAAGAAUCCUAGAUUAGAUAAAGUAUAUGGAGUUCAGCUAGAAGUCAAGGAUUAUGUCGAACAAAAAAGCGGAAAGCCAUUAGUGGAUUAUGAAGACUAUUUGAACCACCCUGAAAAGUAUCAAUCUAAUUUUCAUAAAACGAUUGCACCUUAUACUAAUUGUGUUGUCACGGGUGCAUACUGGGACGAACGUUAUCCACGUCUUUUGACCAACGAGCAAUUAUGUGAUUUUGAAAAGCUAAAGUUGAAUGGUGAUAUCAAAAAGGGAAAGAUGAUGGCCCUAGCCGAUAUUGUAUGUGACGUAAAAGGCGCAUUUGAAUGCUUAUCACAUAGUACAAAUGUGGAUGACGGUUUCUUCUAUUAUGACGCCAUUAAAAAUCAAGAACAUGACAAUGCCGAAGGUCCAGGUAUACAAGUCAUGGGAAUUGAUAUCUUGCCUGCUGAGUUCCCAGUAGAAAGUAGCGAAUUCUUUAGUAAAGCACUGUAUCCGUUCAUAAAAGAGAUGGUUAAUGCUGAACCAAACCCACCACUUGAUCAAUUGUCACCUCUUUUGCGUAACGCUACUAUUGCAGAUCAUGGAGAAUUAACAAAACCUCAUCAGGCAUUAAAUGCCAUGUUACCAAACAGUACAGGUAAAAGCAGUAGUCUUGGUAAUAAGAAGACGGUUUUAUUAUUAGGGUCUGGGAUGGUUGCUGCACCCUUGGUAGAACAUUUAAUGAAUAGACCGGAUGUGAAAAUCGUAGUUGCAAGUAACGUCAUGGAGGAGGCACGAGCUUUAGUGUCAGGUUACUCGAAUGCCGAAUCUGUCCCUUUAGAUAUUUCAAACCAUGAGGACUUAACCCGUCUUGUGGAAAAAGCUGACGUGGUGGUCAGUCUGGUACCUGCAUUUUUACAUACAAAGGUUGCAGAUGUUUGUAUUGCGCGAAGAAAGCAUAUGGUGACAGCUAGUUAUGUAUCUCCCGAAAUGGAAGCAUUGCAGACAAAAGCACAAAAGGCUGGUAUUUUAAUCAUGAAUGAGGUUGGUCUGGAUCCUGGCAUUGAUCAUAUGUCUGCCAUGAAGAUUAUUGAUGAAGCCAAAUUAGCCGGCAAAAAGAUCCGAUCGUUCAUUUCGUGGUGUGGUGGAUUACCGUCUCCUGAAGCCUCUAACGUUCCACUGGGUUACAAAUUUAGCUGGUCCCCACGUGGUGUAUUGACGGCUAGCGGUAAUGAUGCUACCUAUUGGUCAAAUGGAAAGACCCAUACUAUUGCUGGAGAUAAUUUAUUAAAGGAACACUUCCCGGUUGUACAAACUCCUUAUGCUGGGUUUGUAUUUGAAGGAUUGGCAAAUCGUAACUCCCUUGGGUAUGCAGACAUUUAUGGACUUGGAGAGCUCUCACAAAUGGAUACCAUGUUUCGUGGUACCUUGAGAUAUCAAGGUUACUCUGAUUUAUUGUAUGCGUUCCGUAAAUUAGGAUUUUUAGAACAAUCAAAAUCUCUAUCGCAAUGCCAAACCUGGUCAGGGUAUUUUGACACUGUGUUGUCGGGUAAGACAGGAUUAACUUCGAGUGAAAGAUAUGAAACAAUGGUGGAGAAAUUAGGGUUGCCAAGAGACCAUGAGAUGACAGAAAAAGUUUGGUCUGCCAUCUCCUUCUUUUUGUCAGACAAAUCUGCAGAUUUCAAAAACACAAAUGGUUCAGCCUUGGAUGUAUUCUCUUCUCUUUUAUCAAAGAGACUCAAGUAUGAAAAAGGGGAAAGGGAUAUGGUGGCUAUGCAUCAUGAAUUCGGAAUUGAACAUUCGUCGGGUAAAAAGGAAACAUUGACAUCAACAUUGAUUAAAUACGGCAAUGAAAAACAUACAGCCAUGGCGGAUACAGUAGGAUUACCUACAGCGAUGGCCGUUGAAUUAGUCCUGGACAAUGUUAUUCCAGAGAGGGGUAUAUUAAGACCAAUUAAGCCGCAUGUAUAUCUUCCAAUUCUGGAUCAACUCGAGAUGAAGGGAAUUCAGUUUGUUGAAAGAACAGAACCGUAUCGUGACAAUAGACUUGUGGCAACUGGUUCCAAUACUUGGUAAACAAUCACAUUGUUUUAAUACAUAAUAAAUAUGAUAUGAUUUUCACAACAA
Molecule: messenger RNA, 2867 nt
Organism: Mucor mucedo
Lineage: Eukaryota; Fungi; Mucoromycota; Mucoromycetes; Mucorales; Mucoraceae
Product: Saccharopine dehydrogenase-domain-containing protein
Exons: 17
Coding region: 27-2816 (929 amino acids)
Cellular component (GO): cytoplasm
Molecular function (GO): saccharopine dehydrogenase activity
Source: RefSeq, a predicted model, not a curated record